Trichomonas vaginalis G3 is the source of this 924-nucleotide messenger RNA. Its product is annotated as WD40 repeat-like family. NCBI's taxonomy places the organism in Eukaryota, Parabasalia, Trichomonadida, Trichomonadidae. The coding region runs from base 1 to 924 and encodes 307 amino acids. The transcript has a single exon. The record is from RefSeq and is a predicted model, not a curated record. Gene Ontology annotation, molecular function: RNA binding; protein binding. Gene Ontology annotation, cellular component: catalytic step 2 spliceosome.
AUGAGCCUGAAACACAAAGACUCGCCACCACUUUCAGGUCAAACGCCUGUUAUUGCUAAAUUUAUUGGCAAAAAUAUAGUCGUUGGCACACGAGAUGGCAUUUUGGUCGUUUUCAUCCUCAAGGACGGAAAAUAUUAUCAAACAAGACGCGUUCAAGGCCACAAUCUUACAAUUCUUUCUAUCGCAGUUCCAGAGGACAACAGCUUCGUUGUUACAACAUCAAUGGAAGGAAAAUGUCUCAUUUUUACACCAAAUGAAACCGGUCUUACAUUUUUGCGCGAAAUACAAUGCAAGAGCACAAUCUUCCCACACGCAGCUGUUAGCCGUGAUGGAAAAACAAUUGCAAUUGCCGGCCAUAAAGGCAUUGUUUUGAUUGAAAGAAAUGGACAACUCAACCAAUAUAAUGCAGGCGAUGAUACAAUUGUAGAUCUUACAUUCUACGGUCCAAACGAUAACCAACUCAUUCUUGUUGGUCGCCAUUCUAUUACUCAGUUCGAUCUUGACUCAAAUGUCCCAAUUAACGUACUUACUCUUAAGGGCAAUGAUAUUAAAUGUCAUAUUCACUGCGUAGCUGCAAACCUCAGUAAUCAGUUAGUUGCUGUAGGAACUUUUAAUAGAUUUGUUGAAUUUUAUAAAUUUGAAGGAGAACCAACAAAGGUUGGCGAGGUAUCAAUUCCUCACGAUAGACCAGGAGCCAUGGUUAAACUUAUCGAAAUGGUUGAAUUUACUAAUGAUGGAAGACAUCUCAUUGUUGGUUCAUCAAAUGGCUCUGUUUCUGUUAUAGAUGUUGAUAAUUAUACAAUAACAGAGACAAAGAAGUUCCAGCGUUCUAGAAUUUUCUCUGUUUGCAUUUCAGCUGAUGAUAGUGAAGUUAUCUCUGUUUCUGAUGAUAAGACCAUUUACUGUCUUGAAUUGGUUCAAUAA